AUGUCCAUGUUGUCGUGCCGUGUGUUGUGCCUGUUGGCCAUUGUGCUCUGCUGUGUGGGUGUGGCUCAUGCUGCUUCAAGUCACACAGAAUUUGUUAAGGAAGCACAAGAGAAGGUUAAGGAGACUUCGGGACUGAAGGCGCAGUGCGAGGAAGCCACCAAGGCUGCUCGAGAGGCCGCGGAUGAAGCUCUUGUUUUUUUUGCUGCCACUAAUAAGACACUCGAAACAAUUGCUGCUGACCCAAACGAGGUGGAGAAAACGAAGAGUAAAGGUCGUAAACUCAUUGAGAAGGCAACGCAGGCUGCAGAGAAAGCAGAACAAGUGCGCGCCAAAACUUCAGAGAGUGCAACUCAAACUGACGGUAAAGUCGAGCUUUUUCUAACAGGAGUUGAAAAAGAGAACGCAUUGAAAGCAGUUGUCGAGGCAGAAAGCGCGGCACGUGAUGCUGUAGAACAUAUCGACGCUGCGAAAACUCAUGCUGAACUUGUGGAGGGUGUCCUGCAGAAACUCGAUGACGCAGUUGCUGCUGCCAAAGAGAAGAAGAAAGAAGAGAUGAAGCAGGAGAAAGAAAAACAGGUGAAUUCUCCAGCACAGCCACUCUCUAAGGAUCCAUCUCUUGGUGAGCCACAAGGCCAUACAGAAGGAAAUCAGGCGGAGCAAACACAAGGAAAACAAAAACAACACUACCGUUCUACUGUUACUAUUAAUAUCCACGGAGAUAAUCUUGAUGCCUUACUCAAUGGUGCAGCGAAUAACAGUGGUAUGGCAUUAAAUGACGGCAGCAGCAGCUCUGCGUUACUGCGUGUUCCACUCCUGCUGCUGCUGCUGCUGCUCUCUGUGCUGAGCUGCAUGGCCGUGUGCUGA
This is a messenger RNA of Trypanosoma theileri, 864 nucleotides long. RefSeq lists its product as uncharacterized. The record is from RefSeq and is a predicted model, not a curated record. The transcript has a single exon. Lineage: Eukaryota; Euglenozoa; Kinetoplastea; Trypanosomatida; Trypanosomatidae. Bases 1 to 864 code for a protein of 287 amino acids.